AUGGCUCAAAGAGGAUUGGUUGGAGACACCGUCACUUACAACACACUUAUCCAAGGGUUUUUUCAAGCUGAUGAUUGUGAGCAUGUCCAAAUGGUAUUCAAAAAGAUGGAAUCUGAUGGUGUGCCUCCCAGUAUCGUGACUUACAACAUUUUGUUAGGUGGACUUUGUAAUUAUGGGAUGCUAGAGAAAGCGUUGGUCAUAUUCCGAGAUAUGCAAAAGAGUGAAAUGAAACUUGAUAUUUGUGUAUAUAGUACUAUGAUUGAUGGGAUGUGCAAGGCUAGUAGGGUGGAAGAAGGGUGGGAUUUAUUUUGCAGCCUCAGCCUUAAAGGAUUGAAGCCUGAUGUUGUAACCUACACUACAAUGAUCUCAGGAUUAUGUAGGAAACGCUUAAUGCAAGAAGCGGAUGCCUUGUUCAGAGAAAUGAAAGUAGAUGGGCCUCUUCCAGAUAGCGGUGCAUAUAAUACGUUGAUCAGGGCACAGCUUAGAGAUGGUGACAAAGCCGCAUCAGCUGAAUUCAUCAAAGAAAUGAGGAGCUGCGGGUUUGCUGGAGAUGCUUCAACCAUUGUCUUGGGUAAAGGUAAUCUUGCUCCUUCUUCCUUUAAUCAUUGCUACGGACGACGAGCUUUCGCUAGUGCUAGUGGUGUUUACAGAGAGAAAUUGAGUAGAAAUGUGCUGAGCGAUUUAAAGCUAGAUGAUGCUAUUACUCUGUUCAGUGAAAUGGUCAAGUCUCGUCCCUUACCUUCCAUUGUUGAGUUCAGUAAGCUGUUGAGUGCUAUUACUAAGAUGAACAAGUUUGAUGUUGUCAUCUCUCUCGGCGAACAUAUGCAAAAUUUGGGAAUUCCUCAUAAUCUCUAUACUUACAAUAUUCUCAUAAACUGUUUUUGCCGACGGUUUCAGCUCUCUCUUGCUUUAGCUGUUUUGGGCAAGAUGAUGAAACUCGGGUAUGAGCCCGAUGUUGUCACGCUGAACUCGCUGCUCAAUGGUUUUUGUCACGGGAAUAGGAUUUGGGAUGCCGUUGCUUUGGUGGAUCAGAUGGUGGAAAUGGGAUAUCAACCUAAUACCGUUACAUUUACAACUCUUAUCCAUGGUCUUUUUCUGCACAACAAAGCUUCCGAAGCUGUGGCUUUAGUUGAGCGGAUGGCUUUAAAAAGAGGCUGUCAACCGGACCUAGUGACAUACGGUGUGGUAGUCAAUGGACUAUGUAAGAGAGGCGACAUUGAUUUGGCUUUAAAUUUGCUCAACAAGAUGGAGAAAAGAAAAAUUGAGGUCAAUGUUGUAAUCUACAGCACAGUCAUUGAUAGUCUUUGCAAAUACAAACAUGUGGAUGAUGCACUCAACCUGUUCAACAAAAUGGAAAGCAAAGGAAUUAGAGCCAAUGUUGUUACCUACAACUGCCUUAUAAGUUGCCUUUGUAAUUACGGAAGAUGGAAUGAUGCCUCUCAACUACUUAGAUAUAUGAUCAUGAGGAAAAUCAACCCUGAUUUGGUCACUUUCAAUGCAUUGAUCGAUGCAUUUGUGAAGGAGGGGAAGCUUCUAGAGGCUGAGAAAUUGUACGAGGAGAUGAUCAAAAGGUCUAUAGAUCCUAGUAUUGUCACGUUCAAUUCAUUGAUCAACGGGUUUUGCAUGCACGAUCGUCUAAACGAGGCCAAGCAUAUGUUUUCUUUGAUGGUUAGCAAGGAUUGCCUCCCAAACGUAGUGACAUAUAAUACUCUUAUAAAGGGAUUUUGCAAGUGUAAAAGGGUAAAGGAUGAUGGUAUGCAACUCUUCCGCGAGAUGUCUCAAAUGGGAUUGGUUGGCAACACAGUCACUUACACCACUCUUGUCCAAGGUUUUUUUCAGGCUGGCGACUAUGAUUCUGCCCAAAUGGUAUUCAAACAGAUGGUUUUUGAUCGUGUGCCUGCCAGUCUUAUGACGUACACCAUCUUAUUAGAUGGGCUUUGUAAUAACGGGAAGCUAAAGACAGCAUUGGUCAUAUUCAAGGACAUGCAAAAGAGUGAAAUGGAACUUAAUAUCAUUACAUAUACUAAUAUGAUUGAUGGGAUGUGCAAGGCUGGUAGGGUGGGAGAAGCGUGGGAUUUAUUUUGUAACCUCGGUCUUAAAGGAUUGAAGCCCAAUGUUGUAACCUACACAACAAUGAUCUCAGGAUUAUGUAGGAAAAGCUUAAUGCAAGAAGCAGAUGCCUUGUUCAGAAAAAUGAAAGAAGAUGGGAUUCUCCCAAAUAGUGGUACCUAUAAUACGCUGAUCAGGGCACAUCUAAGAGAUGGUGACGAAACCGCAUCAGCUGAACUCAUCAAAGAAAUGAGGAGUUGCGGGUUUGUUGGAGAUGCUUCGACCUUUGGCUUGAUCACUAAUAUGUUACAUGAUGGGAGAUUGGACAAAAGCUUCCUCGAUAUGUUUUCUUGA
Molecule: messenger RNA, 2403 nt
Organism: Camelina sativa (false flax)
Lineage: Eukaryota; Viridiplantae; Streptophyta; Magnoliopsida; Brassicales; Brassicaceae
Source: RefSeq, a predicted model, not a curated record